GACGCCAUUAACGAGAUGGACGAGUACUUCAGUCCUAUCCACACAUACCAGGUCUGCAAUGUGAUGAGCCCUAGCCAGAACAACUGGCUGAGGACGGGCUGGAUCCCUCGAGAAGGAGCCAGGAGGAUCUACAUCGAGGUCAAGUUCACCCUGAGGGACUGCAACAGCAUGCCUGGAGUACUGGGCACCUGCAAGGAGACCUUCAACUUGUACUACUACGAGUCUGACAGAGCGGCGGGCUCGUCUAUACGGGAGAACCAGUUCAUUAAGAUUGACACCAUCGCAGCAGACGAGAGCUUCACAGGGGUGGACCUGGGAGUCCGCAGACUGAAACUCAACACUGAGGUACGAGGCGUUGGUCCUCUAAACAGACGAGGCUUCUACCUGGCCUUCCAGGACAUCGGUGCCUGCAUCGCCCUCACCUCGGUACGGGUGUACUACAAGCGCUGCGUGGGCGUGAGUCGUAACCUGGCGGUGUUCACCGACGUGGUGACGGGUGCCGACUCGUCUUCUCUGGUGGAGGUCAGAGGGCAGUGUGUGGAUCACGCCGAGGAGAGGGACACGCCCAAGAUGUACUGCAGCGCUGAGGGCGAGUGGCUGGUGCCCAUCGGCAGGUGUGUGUGUUCUGCUGGAUUCGAAGAGCACAGAGACUCCUGUGUAGCCUGUGAGGUGGGUUUCUAUAAGCCGGUGGCUGGCGAUGGCCUGUGUGGUAAAUGUCCUCAACACAGCCACUCAGAGACCAGAGCCGCCCUCGCCUGCCCCUGCGACUCCAACUACUAUCGAGCGGCAGAUGACCCACCAGCAGCUCCAUGCUCCCGCCCUCCAUCUGCUCCAGUAAACGUCAUCUCCUCGGUCAAUGGGACGUCUGUGAAUUUAGAGUGGGAUCGCCCUCUGGAUACUGGAGGUCGCAGCGACCUGCAGUACAACGUGUUGUGUCAGAAGUGUUCAGGGGAAGGAGGGCCCUGCGAGGAUUGUGCAGCCUCCCCUGGAGCCGCGGUUCGAUUCGUCCCACGCCAGACCGGGUUGACGGAGCCUUGGGUGACAGUGCUCAACCUGGUCGCCCAUACCAACUACUCCUUCCGCAUCUUGGCCUGGAAUGCGGUGACGCACCUGAGUAACGAGCCCUCUCUUUUCGCCUUGGUCAACAUCACAACGAACCAGGCAGCCCCCUCUGAAGUGUUAGCGAUCCGCCAGGAGAACACCAGCCAAAACAGCGUGACUCUGCUGUGGCACGAACCCGACCAGCCCAACGGCGUUAUCUUGGAGUACGACAUCAAAUACUAUGAGAAGGAUAAUGAAGAGCACAGUUAUUCCACUCUGAAGUCUAGAAAUACCAGUGCCCGAGUCUCGGGAUUGAAGCCGGGCACCAAGUACAUCUUCCAGGUCCGAGCCAGAACGUCAGCAGGCUGCGGACGCUUCAGCCAGAAUGUGGAGAUUCAGACUGGGAAAGCAGCUCCUCUGCGCUACAACACCAUGACUAUCAUUUGGAUCUGCAUGGCCCUGGUGUCCACACUGGUCACCUUUCUGGCCAUCAUCAUCUGCAGGAAACGACACUGUGGCUACAGCAAGGCCUUCCAGGACUCUGAUGAGGAGAAGAUGCAUUACCAGAACGGCCACGUGUCAUUCCCCGAUGCGAGGUUCUAUAUCGACCCGCACACAUACGAGGACCCCUGCCAGGCAGUCCACGAGUUCGCCCGAGAAAUUGAAGCUUCCAGGAUCAAAAUAGAGAAAAUCAUUGGCUCAGGGGAGUUUGGGGAGGUGUGUUACGGACGCAUGAGGCUUCCCGGGAAGCGAGACAUCCCAGUGGCACUGAAGACCCUGAAGGCAGGAUACACAGAUAAGCAGAAGAGGGACUUCCUGGCCGAGGCGUCCAUCAUGGCCCAGUUUGACCACCCUAACGUAAUCCGGCUGGAGGGAGUGGUAACCCAGAGCAAACCAGUGAUGAUCAUCACAGAGUACAUGGAGAACGGCUCUCUGGACUCCUUCCUCAGGAGACAUGAUGGCCAGUUUACUGUUAUCCAGCUGGUUGGGUUGCUGCGCGGCAUCGCGGCUGGUAUGACCUACCUGUCCGAUUUGGGAUACAUCCACAGAGACCUGGCUGCCCGUAACAUCCUGGUCAACAGCAACCUGGUGUGUAAGGUGUCUGAUUUUGGCCUUUCCCGAGUGCUGGAGGAUGACCCAGACGCCGCAUACACCACCAGUGGCGGUAAAAUCCCGAUCCGCUGGACAGCCCCGGAAGCCAUCGCUUACAGGAAGUUCUCCUCCUCCAGUGACGUGUGGAGCUACGGAGUGGUCAUGUGGGAAGUUAUGUCUUAUGGAGAGCGACCAUACUGGAAUCUCACCAACAGAGAUGUGAUCAAAUCUGUGGAAGAGGGCUACCGGCUGCCUGCCCCCAUGGGCUGCCCUGCUGCUCUACACACACUCAUGCUGGACUGCUGGCAGAAGGAUCGCAACGAGAGGCCGCGCUUCUGCCAGAUAGUCACCGUUCUUGACAAGCUAAUCCGCAACCCAGAGAACCUGAAGUCUAUUGACACGCUCUGCAGUUUAAACAGUCCUCCGCUGAUGGACAGAGCUAUUCCCGACUUCAGUAGCUGUAAUUCAGUAGACGAGUGGCUGGACACCAUAAAAAUGGGCCGCUACAAGGACCGCUUUGCAGCAGGGGGGUACCACACUCUGGGACACGUCAUAGGCAUGAACCAAGGGGACAUCCAGAGGCUCGGAGUGACGCUGAUGGGCCACCAGAAGAAGAUCAUGACCAGCGUCCAGCUGAUGAGAGCGCAGGUCCUGAACAAGAGUGUGCCAUCAGUGCACGUAUAA
Messenger RNA from Scomber japonicus (chub mackerel), 2817 nucleotides. RefSeq names its product eph receptor A8 (gene epha8). Bases 16 to 2817 code for a protein of 933 amino acids. Gene Ontology annotation, cellular component: neuron projection; plasma membrane. Lineage: Eukaryota; Metazoa; Chordata; Actinopteri; Scombriformes; Scombridae. Gene Ontology annotation, biological process: protein phosphorylation; cell surface receptor protein tyrosine kinase signaling pathway; axon guidance. The record is from RefSeq and is a predicted model, not a curated record. Gene Ontology annotation, molecular function: protein binding; ATP binding; transmembrane-ephrin receptor activity. The transcript is spliced from 19 exons.